Messenger RNA from Clunio marinus, 3336 nucleotides. Lineage: Eukaryota; Metazoa; Arthropoda; Insecta; Diptera; Chironomidae. The record is from the annotation of a GenBank genome assembly.
AAAAUAAUCGGAAUUCUUGUUCAAUGCGGAACAGACGUAAAAAUAUUGUUUUCCGUUCAAUUUUUUGUGAAAAUCGCUUUUAAAACUUGUGUUUUGGAUCAGUUCUCAAGUGUAAAUUGUGAAUAUUACACACAAGUAGUGAAACGAAAAAAAUAUGUUAUUGUAAAUAUACAAAAAUAAAGGUUUAUAAGAAACAUUUUAAAAAUCCUUCAUCAUAAAAAUAAACAGAUAAUAAAAAAUAUUUGGAAAUGCCAGGAGGAAGUUAAAGGAUAAAGUGAUUAAAAUAUCCAACGUUGUAAAUAAUUGAAAUAAAAAUGAAGUCAACAAUAAAUGUAUCAGGAUUACUUUAUUUUCUACAUACAAUUCUUCUCGGUUGUACUGCGGAAGUGCUUCAAAUAAAUGUUCAAAAUCAGGGCGGUGAGGUGGUACAAGAGACAAUAACAUCAAAUAUUCAUGAUGACAUAAUUACUCUGGAGUUUCAACGGACUGAUGGAACUUUAAUAACUCAACUUAUAGACUUUAGAAGUGAAGCUCAAGUGUUAAAAGCUCUUGUACUCGGUGAAGAAGAGCGUGGUCAGAGCCAAUACCAAGUGAUGUGCUUCGUAACGAAAUUCCAGAAAGGUGACUUUAUCACGUCAGAUGCUAUGGCAAAAUUGCGACAGAAAAAUCCAACUACAAUAAGGACGCCAGAAGAAGAUCGAGGAAAGGAAAACUAUACAAUGACCGGUUGGUUAGUGAAUUUGGAUCGGUCAUCGCCUAUAUCACGCCACUUAUCAAUUUGCAGUGAAGCAAAAGACUCGACAUAUGUUCGUGAUGUUGAUUUGAAGUCGUGGUCAGAAAUUCCAGGCUCAUCAAUGUCAAUACUCGAGUCAUCAGUAACGUCCUUUCCGCACGUACAAUCGAAUCAUCAACAAACCAGCGUGUCCCGUUGCAAUGAGGUUUCGGGUAUAUGGGCUCCAUGUAUUUGCUCAUUAGAACUUUGUAUCGGAUGGUUUCCCUGCGGCUUAAAAUACUGCAAAGGAAAAAUUGACAACAAUUCAAUAAACAAUAAUCAAAUCAACUCGAGCUAUCGAUGUGGCAUUAAGACGUGUCGGAAAUGUAGCAAUUUCAGCUAUUAUGUAAGACAAAAACAACAAUGCCUGUGGGACGAAUGACCGUCGACACAAAGUAAUUUAUCAACGAAAAGGCGGAAUCGACAAAAAGCUUCAAAGUCAGUAUUAAAUAGAUAUUUUCACAAAAUCUUCGAUUUCAAUUUGUUAUAGUAAUAGGAAUGAUUAAGAUGAUGAAAUUUACUUGUAAUUUUACGAUAAUUCUUUUGUAUUUAUUGUUUGUUGGUCGGGGUCCACCCUCGUACUUUCAUCAUUUAAGAAAGAAGAUUAUGUAAUUGAGAAUGUUUUUUCUUUCAUUUUCUUCUUCCAUUUCCGUGGAAACGAUUUAAGAUAUCGACUGACAUAGAAGCUUUUAUCAUUACUCUUCUUUUCGUUUUACAGUCAUAGUCCUUUACAAUAAGUAAACCUUAUAUUGCCAAUAAUUUUAAUUAACAUUGUGUGAAGUGGUCAAGAGCUACGCUCUUAUUCGGUUGAGAUUAUAUUUCUAUUAAAUUCAUUAUCAGUUCUAAAGAGUUUUUACAUUAGAAAAAGCUCGUAUUGUUUUAAUUUUAUAUUUGAAGAAAUUAAACUGUAGAUAUUUAUUUUUCUUUUUUUUCUGACUGCCUACAAAUUUGCCAAUAACUUUCGUAUUUUUUCUCAAUACAAAAAGAAUGAAUACGACUUCGACUCUUAUUUAUACGCAAUUUCCUUAUCGUCUUUUAUCUCAUAUCGUUUACGGAACAAAAGAGCGAAUUUGUCGAAAGAAGAAAAUUAAAAUUGGUGCUGAAAGAUAACAACGAUGAUGGUAUGGCAAUGGCGUUUGCGUUGGUGAGAAAACAAUUUUAAAAGGGGGAGUUGGUUUUGUUGUUAAGGUUGUGUAAACUAAGGAAAAAAGUAAAAGUAAAUAUGAAGAGUGAAUAAUUGUCAAUAUCUAAAUGACGUCAAGACGAAUAAACAAUUUUUUAUUUUGAUUAGUUAUUUUAUGAAAUUGACACAGUCUUAAGUUAGAUUUGUUAACUAAAGUAUAGAAUUAUUCGUAUAUUAUAAAAAUAUCACUAUUAGUGAAUAUUCGCGACAUAAUAUCUAAAACAACCCCCAAUGAAAAGUAAAUAAAAUGAAUACUCAAAGCAUUUAGCACCAAACGGAAGAAAGUUUUUAAGAUGCUUCAAUUUUUUUUAUUCUAUAUUUUAAUGACUGUUUUAUUCUUUGCCGUCGUUUACAAGAAAAGCGAAGUGCUUAACUGAUUUAAAUCGAAAGAAAUUGUGAGUAAGGAAAAAAACGAGAUAAAAAUAUAUGGAAGAGCUUUCUUUUCGUCUUUAAUUUUUUUUUUGGUAAGCUGUGUCGAGAAUUUUAAUUUCAUUUGCACGUCUCAUUAUUUUCCUUUCCCCCAUUUUCUUGCGAAAAAUUUUCUCUCUUUGGUAUUUUCUUUUCAUAUUCAUUUUUUACUGAGAAACCCAAGUGAAAGGCGCUUUUCUAAAUUAAUGAUUUCUAUGUAAAAGUAAAGCCAAAGAAUGUAUGAUCGUCCAUUGCAAUGGAAAAUCGUUUGAGACGGGGAGGGAGAAAAACAAAAUCUCAUGUUGAGUGAAAAUAAUAAAAGCUUUAUUUAUAGAAAAGAUUAUCUUUCUCCCUCCCUAAUACGAUGACAACAAACUCAAGAACAAGAUAAACUUUAAUUCGAUUCACAACAAACAAACAAACCUGAAAAAGAUAAAAAAACUUUUUCGUCAAUAACAACGAGAAAAGGUGAUGAUUUUUCUGAUAACCAACAUAGAAAAAGAAAGAAAGAAUCGAAUGAAUGUCAAACUAUCGAAAAUGAAAAAGAAUUCAAAAACUUUGACGAUAAGAUCAAAGUUCAGUUCUCUAAAGUUUUUUUUAAUUUACUUAAACUGUUCAUUCAUUGCACUUAAAGAGUAAUUUUAAUUUCAAGUCUUGAAUAUAAGAAUAGAACAGCAACGAACGUCUUCACGGCUUCUCCGAAUCAACGAUGCUAUUAAUAAUAAAGAAAAAAAAAGUUAAUUUCCCUAAAUUAAGCUUUAAAUUCCCUUGACAGCAAAAGCUCCACGAAUUACUUAAUUCCUUUGUUCUACGGCUUCAUCUAACUUGAUAACCAGCUUGUCAGUGACUAAACAAGCAUUUAAAUAAAUUGCGUGAGAAAUAAAUAAAAGAAAAACAAAAAAACGAAGUAGAUAAAAAAGAAAACUUUAUUUCACCACAUAAUCAUGGAUGAUAACACAAAUGUGUUGAUUAU